CACCAUGUCAGUGACCUACAUCUAGCCAUGCUAACUACUCCUACCCACGUCGCCUCGCUCGGCGUCCCCGGCAAAAUGCACCCCAAAACCCACCUCCUCCUCUUCCUCCUCGCGGCCCUCGCCGCCGGCGAAGCCUCAGCGGCGGCCACCACGCUCACGGCCACGCCGGCGAAGCUCGCGCAGUCCGACAGCCAGAUCACGAUCCGGUGGUCGGGCCUCCCGGACCCGGACGGCCUCGAUUACGUGGGCAUCUACUCGCCGCCGUCCUCCUCCGACCGCGACUUCCUCGGCUACCUCUUCCUCAACGGCUCCGCCACCUGGCGCACGGGCUCCGGGGAGCUCACCCUCCCGCGCCUCCCCAACCUGCGCGCCCCCUACCAGUUCCGCCUCUUCCGCUGGCCCGCCAGGGAGUACUCCUACCACCACAUCGACCACGACGGCAACCCUCUCCCCCACGGCCGCCACCGCGUCGCCGCCUCCGGGGACGUCGCCUUCGAGUCCCCCGCCCGCCCCGACCAGGUGCACCUCUCGUUCGCCGAUGGGGCCGACGAGAUGCGGGUCAUGUUCGUCUGCGGCGACGCCGGGAAGAGGGUGGUCAGGUACGGGCCCGGGAAGGAGGAGGGGGCGGGCUGGAAGGAGGUGGACACGGAGGUGAGGACGUACGAGCAGAAGCACAUGUGCGACUCGCCGGCGAACAGCAGCGUCGGGUGGAGGGAUCCCGGGUUCGUCUUCGAUGGCCUCAUCAAGGGAUUGGAGCCCGGGAAGAGGUACUUCUACAAGGUUGGUAGUGACUCUGGAGGAUGGAGUGAUACUUACAGCUUCAUUUCACGUGACAGUGAGGCCAAUGAAACCAUUGCAUUCCUAUUUGGUGACAUGGGCACUUAUAUACCAUACAACACCUAUAUACGUACCCAAGAAGAAAGCUUGUCAACUGUAAAGUGGAUACUUCGUGAUAUUCAAGCUCUUGGUGAUAAACCUGCAUUUAUUUCACACAUUGGGGACAUCAGCUAUGCUAGAGGUUAUGCUUGGGUAUGGGAUCACUUCUUUAGCCAGAUUGAACCUAUUGCUGCCAAUACUCCAUACCAUGUCUGCAUAGGAAACCAUGAGUAUGAUUGGCCAUCGCAACCUUGGAAACCAUGGUGGUCCUCUGGUAUAUAUGGGACAGACGGUGGAGGUGAAUGUGGCAUACCUUACAGUGUAAAGUUCAGAAUGCCUGGAAAUUCUUUUGUGCCUACUGGCACUGGAGCUCCCGACACCCGGAAUCUUUACUAUUCCUUUGAUUCAGGUGUUGUGCAUUUUGUUUACAUGUCAACUGAAACUAAUUUUGUUGAGGGCAGUGACCAACUCAAAUUCUUAAAAGCUGACCUUGAGAAGGUCAACCGAAGUAGAACUCCUUUCAUUGUAUUUCAGGGCCACCGGCCCAUGUAUACAACAAGCAAUGAAGCUAGGGACUUUGCUCACAGACAGCAGAUGAUCCAACACCUGGAACCACUCUUGGUGACAUACAAAGUGACCCUUGCACUCUGGGGACAUGUCCACAGGUACGAGAGGUUCUGCCCCAUGAAAAACUUCCAAUGUUUCAACAUGUCAUCAAGUUUCGUAUACCCUGGUGCUCCUGUUCAUCUUGUGAUCGGGAUGGGUGGUCAAGAUUAUCAACCAUUCUGGCAACCAAGGCAUGACCACCCUGAUGUUCCUGUCUAUCCGCAGCCUGAGAGAUCCAUGUACCGUGGUGGUGAAUUUGGUUACACGAAACUUGUAGCUACAAAGGAGAAGCUAACACUAAUGUACGUCGGAAACCAUGAUGGGCAAGUCCAUGAUAUGGUCGAGAUAUUCUCUGGACAAGUAUCUAGUAACAGUGAUGCUACUGAGGUGGUCGAUGAUACAAAGCUCAGCACAGGGGUAAGCACCAAACUGAAAAUUCCUCUGGUGUCCUUGGAAAUCGUAGGCAGCGCUGUGCUUGCACUGGUUCUCGGUUUCUCUUUUGGAUUUCUGAUUAGAAGGAAGAAAGAAGCUGCACAGUGGACCCAAGUGAAGAACGAGGAGUCCUAAAAUCACAGAUGCCAUCUAUAUCUAUUUCAAAUUGUUUUUGCUCAGUAACCUAUUUAUAGGACUCUGCCCCAACACAAUGGUUUCAUUUCAGCAUUUCUUGGGGCUCUACAGUGUUUGUAUUAUAGUGCACAGAGCAUUAGAGUGUAUAGGUCUGCAGAGUUGGAUCAGCAUGUCUGUUGCCGUAAUUCUGUAAUGUAUAAGCUUUUAAUAAGUGGCAUGAUGUUCAUAUCGACCAACAUCAUUUGGUCGGUUUGACCGUAUGAGUGGUUCACCUGUACCAUAACGUAAUACACAAUUCAUCGUUUGUUCAUUUGUAAUUUUUCUGUUUGGUACUAAAGUAAUAGAGAAACUGUAUUAUGCAA
Oryza brachyantha (malo sina) is the source of this 2411-nucleotide messenger RNA. RefSeq names its product probable inactive purple acid phosphatase 2. The coding region runs from base 28 to 2049 and encodes 673 amino acids. Lineage: Eukaryota; Viridiplantae; Streptophyta; Magnoliopsida; Poales; Poaceae. The transcript has 2 exons. The record is from RefSeq and is a predicted model, not a curated record. Gene Ontology annotation, molecular function: acid phosphatase activity; metal ion binding.